This is a messenger RNA of Cooperia oncophora, 447 nucleotides long. Lineage: Eukaryota; Metazoa; Nematoda; Chromadorea; Rhabditida; Trichostrongylidae. The record is from the annotation of a GenBank genome assembly.
AUGGCAAGAAAGGACUCAUAUCGUAAGGAUCUUAUUGAAUUGAUAGAACAGGAACCCAGUAUUUGGGACCAUACUUGUGAUGAGUACAGCAUUAAUGGUCGAAGAAAGAACGCGUGGCUGAGAGUCACGCGAUCUAUGCAGGAAUCUGGACAUAAUACAUCAUUGCCCGAAAUACAAUCAGCUUGGAGAAAUCUCAAGGAUUUGAGACGUAAGAAGAUGAAAGCGAAGACGGGAGCGGCGGGCGGGAAAGAGUGGCCUUACAUGCCCAUGCUCACUUUUUUGGAAAAGAUAGAUUUCAAAGGACCAACCAUGUCAAAUUUGGACAAAAAUGGCAAUUUUUUGUCCUACGACGAUAUUUCGUCAGAUGAAAGAGGAUCUACAUCAGUCGAAACUGUUAGUGUAUACGACGAGGAGAUGGCUACCCCAACAUUCAAUAGAAAAAAGACG